This is a messenger RNA of Indicator indicator, 413 nucleotides long. Its product is annotated as cytochrome c oxidase assembly protein COX19. The transcript has 3 exons. Gene Ontology annotation, cellular component: mitochondrial intermembrane space. The record is from RefSeq and is a predicted model, not a curated record. The coding region runs from base 20 to 301 and encodes 93 amino acids. Gene Ontology annotation, biological process: mitochondrial respiratory chain complex IV assembly. Lineage: Eukaryota; Metazoa; Chordata; Aves; Piciformes; Indicatoridae.
UCCCCCUGUCACCGGCGACAUGUCCACUGCCAUGAACUUCGGCACCAAGAGCUUCAAACCGCGGCCGCCGGACAAGGGCGCUUUUCCGCUGGAUCACUUCGGGGAGUGCACCGCCUUCAAGGAACGGUUCAUGGAGUGCCUCCGGAACAGCGACUACGAGAGCAGUGCCUGCCGGCAGCACGCCAAGGCCUACCUGGAGUGCCGCAUGGAGAGGCAACUUAUGGCUAAUGAACCGCUGGAAAAAUUGGGAUUUAAAGACCUGACAGAUGACAAAUCAGAAGCAAAACCUGAGAAGUUGUGAUGAUGAAGACACAGAACUUUACUCCUCGUGUAUGGAAAGCAUAACUCCUAAUGUAGUACAUAUUGUACAUUUCUGUUCAUAGUGCAAUAAGAGGUUUCCUGAAGGAAACCUU